Molecule: messenger RNA, 964 nt
Organism: Ylistrum balloti
Lineage: Eukaryota; Metazoa; Mollusca; Bivalvia; Pectinida; Pectinidae
Product: sulfotransferase 1C2-like
Exons: 6
Coding region: 68-964 (298 amino acids)
Biological process (GO): sulfation
Cellular component (GO): cytoplasm
Molecular function (GO): sulfotransferase activity
Source: RefSeq, a predicted model, not a curated record
UCUGUACGAAUCCAAAAGUCUAUCUAGAAAAUCUUUACAGUCUGUGAUAAGCUGAACAAAAACUGACAUGGAACUUGUGGAAAAGAUUGAUGACCAGGGCAAUACCCUUAUAUUCAAGCGAUACCAAGGUCGAACCUUUAGUAAGAACAUGCGUGGUAAUGUCGGUGACCAACUGAAGCAGGUAGCGUCUUUAAGCUGUAGACCACAUGAUGUGUUACUGUGCACAUUUCCAAAAUCAGGCACACACUGGGUGUACAACAUGGCCAGAAUGAUACAGACCAAGACCCUGCGCUACUCUGGAACUCCUGUGAUUAUAGAACAAGAAAAUAUCAAAGUAGUAGAUGAAACGAGUUCACCUAGGAUGUUUCAUACUCAUCUUCCAUUCCCAUUUAUUCCUAAGGCGGCGAUGGAAGGACAAAUGAAAAUAAUUUAUGUGCUUCGAAAUCCAAAGGAUGUUGCCUACUCAUACUACAUGUUUUUGUCCAGGCUUGAAAACUCCAGCUACAUUGGCAGCUUUGACCACUACCAAAAAGUCUUCUUGUCUGAAGAAACUACGGCAUCUGGCGGAUCAUGGUUUACUCAUACGAAGGAAUGGUACACUGGGAUGUUAACAAAUCAGAGUUUGAAGAUAUUGUCGCUCAGAUUUGAAGAUCUGAAAAAGAACUUAUACCAAAAUAUCUUGCAAAUAGCAGAGUUUCUUGGAGUUGAUCACGAUGAAACUUUCCUGAGGAAUGUUGAGCGUGCUGUGUCAUUUGAGAACCUGAAGGAGAAACAUGCAACGAUUUUGGGCGAAACCGAAAGAUACAAGAGUCUUGGAGAUAAUGGAAGACUACCGAUUUAUCGAAAAGGAAUUGUUGGUGAAUGGAAGAACGUGUUUACUGUAGCCCAAAAUGAAACUUUUGAUGCUGUAUACAGAGAGAAGAUGGGCGAUGUGGGAUUGAACCUUGAAGUUGAAUACGAAUGA